Arachis duranensis is the source of this 654-nucleotide messenger RNA. Its product is annotated as 40S ribosomal protein S15-4. The transcript is spliced from 4 exons. The record is from RefSeq and is a predicted model, not a curated record. Gene Ontology annotation, molecular function: structural constituent of ribosome; RNA binding. Gene Ontology annotation, biological process: translation; ribosomal small subunit assembly. Gene Ontology annotation, cellular component: ribosome; cytosolic small ribosomal subunit. Bases 22 to 477 code for a protein of 151 amino acids. NCBI's taxonomy places the organism in Eukaryota, Viridiplantae, Streptophyta, Magnoliopsida, Fabales, Fabaceae.
GUCGAGCUCCGUCUUGCAGCAAUGGCUGAUGUUGAAGCAGAAGUCGCGACGGCACAACCGAAGAAGAGGACGUUCAAGAAGUUCAGCUUCAGAGGCGUCGACCUCGAUGCUCUCUUGGACAUGUCCACCGAUGAACUUGUCAAGCUCUUCACUGCACGCGCCCGCAGAAGAUUUCAACGCGGUUUGACGCGCAAGCCUAUGGCGCUAAUCAAGAAACUCCGUAAGGCGAAAAGGGAGGCUCCAGCCGGUGAAAAGCCAGAGCCAGUCAGGACUCACCUUCGCAACAUGAUCAUUGUGCCUGAAAUGAUUGGUAGCAUCAUUGGUGUCUACAAUGGUAAGACCUUCAAUCAAGUUGAAAUCAAACCAGAAAUGAUAGGCCACUAUCUAGCUGAAUUCUCAAUCUCUUACAAGCCUGUUAAGCAUGGAAGGCCUGGUAUUGGUGCAACUCACUCCUCGAGGUUCAUUCCUCUCAAGUGAAGGCAACAAUGUUAUUUUUGUUUUUUUUCCUUUCUGGUUCAAUUUCUUUCCCCUUAGCUUUUACCUGGAUUAUUUAUCUAUUUUCUAGUUAUGUUACUUCGCCUUCUUUCCGAAAUCAGUGAAUGUUAGCAUUUAUUUUGUUAACUAUUAAUAUAUGAGCUUUGUCAAAUUCUUGGA